AUGUCAUCCCAUCUCAAGAAUCUGACUGAAAAUUUCGAAAAUUUGGCAAUAAAUCCAAUUUUCAACACGAAUUGGUGUGAUAUGCCGGCAGAAAUCAAAGUGGAAUGUGUUGGAAAAAUGGAACUCACCGAGAGAUUAUCGCUUAGAAGCACCGCGAAAGCCGAACGGUCGCUCGUCGAUUCGCAGAAAAUCAAUAUUCGUAGAUGUGCUAUUCACGGACUUCCAGAAAUCCGAAGAGUAACUCUCGCUUCAAAAACCGGAAAGAUAGUUUUUAGAGCAUUUAGAAGUGCGAAUAAAGAAUUCGAGUUUUUAAAAUAUAUUUGGAAAAUCGGAGUUUUCGAAAACCUCUAUAUCUGGUUGGAUGGAAAGGAUUCCAAGGAGAAACUUGAGAAUUUCAAUGGAACGAUUGCAGCGAAAAGUAUCGAUUUUCAUUUUUGUGAUGAAGAAUUUAUAGUAGCUAUUCUUGGAAAAGUGAAAAAUGGAGUCGAAUCGAUAACGAUGAAUGCUGAUAGAGGAAUCAGCUACUCUGUCAAUGAAAUUCUUAAAAUCUCUCAUGUUCAAAAUGUCAAAUACUGGCAGAUCGAUAACUACAAACGAAUGAGUGUUCUUUGGAAGGUAGCUCAGGUUUGGAUCGAUAUAAGUUCAAAAAUCGGAACUACUUUUCAAUUGUCCACCGAGGUUUACGGAUUAUUUCAUGAGUUUUUGCAGCAUUUUGUCGAUCGUAUUGUGUCAAUAAGCCAAAUAAGAGUUCGAAUUCGUACCAACCACCCGGAUCGUCACAUUCUUCUGGAACUUGAAUUCGAUGGAUUCGUUGAAUUUCAGCAUUCGUUCAAAUUUUUUCGUCUGAUGGAUAUGACAGCCAAUACUCGACAGAAAAAAGUUGCUGCUGCUCUCCUACUAUUGCAGGAACAAGAAUCCGUUUUACUUACUGUUUGUCGUCCGUAUCAGUUGGAAGAAGGGCUUGAAGUGAUCCGUCAAGAUCUGUUUUCUACUUUUUUACGGUUGAAUCAAUAUAUGAUUUCGACCGAACAAACGAAAAAAUAUCUGGGUGUGGAACUUGAACAUUUUAACUUUCUGCGAAAUCUUUGUUCUGACGACAUCAGUAGAAUCGAUUCAAUUCCAGCUCCAGUCCGUAUUCAUAUUUUUUUGAAGUAUGCUCGUGAAGCUGUGUGUGUCAUCCUUCCUGGGCCAGCACAGUUUGAGGGGGAGCUGGAAUUUCUGGUUAGUCGUGUUGGUGGAGAUGAUGAGAGCAUGUACAGGGUUGUUAAGAAGUCGUCGUGUAUUUGUCUGCAAAAAGAGAACUGUCAUUGUCAUUGUGGGGCAUGUGGAUACAGACACUCAUGCACAUGCCUUGUCCAAGAGACAGGUGUGUGCUGUAAGCACAUUCAUAUGGUGAUUCUUAGAAACGGUAGUAUGACACCUAGUUUUUUUCUGAAACUUACCUGUACUCCAGUUUCUCUUGUCGACGUUGAUCAGGCUGAAAAAGAAAAGAUGCUAAUGUCAUCCGAUAUCAAUAAUUCAUCGAAAAUUACUGAGAAAUCAACUGCUGAACCAAUUUACGACUCGAAUUGGUGCGAUAUGCCGGACGAUAUUAAAUUGGAGUGCAUUGGAAAAAUGGAGCUCUGCGAGAGAUUGUCGCUUCGGUGCUCUGCAAAAGCUGAACGAUCGCUCGUCGAUUCACAAAAAAUCGAAUUUCACGAAGGCGUAUUUUUGAGAGAAUAUGAAGACUCAAGUUUCCUGUUUUCUCGUAAUGAUAAAGUAGUUUUCUGGAAAAGAACAAAAGAAAUUAAUGAAGCUUUCGAAUUGAUGAAAUACAUUAAGAAAGUUGGAGUUUUCGAACAUCUCAAAAUUUUUUCUCGAGGUGUCGCUGAUUGCGAACGAUUCUUGGCCGAUGAUGGAUUGUUCACAGCGAAAAAAAUGAACCUUGUGCAUUGCGAUAUUGAUAGCACGAUCGCUGUUCUUCGAAAAAUGAAAAAUGACGUCGAAUCUAUCGAGAUGAAUGGCGAUGAAAUUACCUCCGGCAAACUUGCCGAAAUCCUUACAAUCUCACAUAUUCAAAAUGUUCCCUACUGGCAUAUCGAUUGCUACGAAGAAACGGAUAGCCUUCACAAGGUUGCACAGAUGUGGAUUGAUAAAAAUUCGAAAAUAGACUCUACUUUCCAAAUUUCUGUCAAUGCAAAUGGCUCAUUUGCGGAAUUCUUGGAGCAUUUCAAGGAUCGUGUUGUAUCGCAAAGUGACAGAAAAGUCCGCAUUCAUACGAAUAAUCCAGAUCGUCAUAUUCUUCUGGAGCGUGGAUUAGAUGAAGUCGUCAAAAUCGAUUACGAAAUCUACCGUCUAAUGGUGAUUUCUGCUGAAAUGAAAGAAUCUGAAUACGACGAUAAUUGCAAGGAGUGGAUUUACAAAAUGAAUCCUGAGAUACACUACUAUGAUUCGGAAAGCUCAUUCGAAGCGCGUGACGACGAUUUUGAAUGGUCUGACGGAGAGGAAGCAUGA
This is a messenger RNA of Caenorhabditis briggsae, 2493 nucleotides long. RefSeq names its product Protein CBR-SHE-1 (gene Cbr-she-1). The coding region runs from base 1 to 2493 and encodes 830 amino acids. The record is from RefSeq and is a predicted model, not a curated record. Gene Ontology annotation, molecular function: protein binding. NCBI's taxonomy places the organism in Eukaryota, Metazoa, Nematoda, Chromadorea, Rhabditida, Rhabditidae. The transcript is spliced from 13 exons.